This is a messenger RNA of Carassius carassius (crucian carp), 2987 nucleotides long. It is a transcript of the gene dtl, whose product is annotated as denticleless E3 ubiquitin protein ligase homolog (Drosophila). Gene Ontology annotation, molecular function: protein-macromolecule adaptor activity; protein binding. Gene Ontology annotation, biological process: mitotic G2 DNA damage checkpoint signaling; proteasome-mediated ubiquitin-dependent protein catabolic process. The record is from RefSeq and is a predicted model, not a curated record. Lineage: Eukaryota; Metazoa; Chordata; Actinopteri; Cypriniformes; Cyprinidae. Gene Ontology annotation, cellular component: nucleus. The coding region runs from base 100 to 2034 and encodes 644 amino acids. The transcript is spliced from 15 exons.
AAGAGCGAAGGCCGGUAUCGCGCGGAAUUCGUCUUCCGCUUUUUCAUUGUUCGCGGGAAACUGAGCAUUUCUGAAUAAAACACCUACCCUGCAGGAGCUAUGACUCUUUUCCACCAUGUUAUUGAUCGAGGCGUUAUUAAAAAAAGAUGUAAUGCAGGUCAGCGUGGGCUCUAUCCGCUGUCCUCUCUGCUGGACGGGUACCAGUGCGCGCGACGGGACGAACACAUCUCAUACGGAGCCUCGGCUGCUGCUGUGCCGCCGUUUGGAUGCACAUUUUCCUCCGCUCCUGCUCAACAGAACAGCCUUGCUGCUGCAAACGAGGAAGGGUUUGUGACCAUCUUCAGUACUGGAGAAAAACAGAGCUCUGUGCUGAAAGAGUGGCAAGCACAUGAUAAUGCAGUGUUUGAUAUUGCCUGGGUUCCUGGUGCAAACAGUUUGGUAACGGCAUCUGGUGACCAAACGGCCCGUCUGUGGGAUGUUAUUACUGGUGACCUGUUAGGAACAUUUAAAGGACAUCAGUGCAGUCUCAAAUCAGUGGCUUUUUCCAAGCAAGAGAAAGCUGUUUUUAGCACUGGAGGCAGAGAUGGGAACAUAAUGAUUUGGGACACAAGAUGCAGUAAAAAAGAUGGUUUCUACAGGCAGGUAAAACAGAUCAGUGGUGCCCACAUGAAACCUGAGAAAUACACACCCCAAAUGAAGAAACGGCGUGGGAUGGCGCCCCCUGUGGACUCCCAGCAGGGUGUGACGGUGGUUUUGUUCUGCGAUGAGAACAAACUCAUCUCCUCAGGAGCAGUAGAUGGGAUCAUUAAAAUGUGGGAUUUGCGGAAGAGCUACACUGCAUACUACCAGAACCCGCUCCCUCUGCAGGCCUAUCCUUACCCGGGCUCCUGCACACGCAAACUAGGUUAUUCUGGUCUGUCACUGGACUCCACUGGCUCCAGACUGUUCUCCAACUGUACAGAUGACAAUAUCUACAUGUUCAACAUCAGUGGUUUGAAAACAACUCCAGUUGCUGUGUUCAGCGGUCACAGUAACUCCUCGUUUUAUGUGAAGUCCAGUGUCAGCCCAGAUGACCAGUUCCUGGCCAGUGGUUCAAGUGACCAUCAUGCUUAUAUAUGGAAGAUUUCAGACCCGAAACAAGCUCCCAUGAUGCUUCAAGGCCAUAGUCAGGAAGUCACAUCAGUGGCCUGGUGCCCCACUGAUUUCACCAAGAUUGCUUCCUGCUCUGAUGACAACACUGUUAGGAUCUGGCGCUUGAAUCGCAGACCAGACGGAGAAAACUUAUCGAACCGAGAUCCAAACCUCGUAGGCUGGACACUUCGUAAAAUCCAGUCACCACCCAGAGUACCUGGCCCUUACAGCCCUGUUGAAGUCACUCCAGCCAAAGGUCCUGGAUCAGAGAGGGUCGUCUCUCUUGCUUCACCCCAGCCUGCUGCUUGCGCCCCCACGGGUGCUGAUUUACCCCUGCCUUCAAACACAUCUGCACCUUCGGCCAAGGUCAGCAGCCCCAAAAUGCCCUCGUCCAUCCAGCAGUGGAUCAGCCGUGGUGUAUCUCCCUUUCGUAAGGUGCUCACACCUGUCCUCCAGGGCCCUUCCUCUGAACGUCGCGCAAAGCGACGACUGGAAACAGAUGAUGUGUCUGGUUUGGGAGAGGAGAGUGACGGGGUGUCUGAACUGUAUCCUGAUGUAAAGAGGAGCAGGAUUUCAGAAAGCACACAGAACGAGAAAGCUGAUCUAUUCAGUUUGCAAACAGAGGACAGGCUCAGCUCGGCUGGACAAGCUGGCACUGGCAAAGAGAACAGCUCUCCGAAGACUGAUUGGCUUUCUGUGAUCAGCCAGAGAUUUAAAGGAUCAGCUCAACCAAAAAGCCCCAACGGCAGCAGCAAACGACACGAUGCAAGAACACACAGCUCUCCAGCAGCAGUAUCACCGUGUCCAAUAAGAGUCGUCUCUCCACCACCAACCAAGAAAGCAUCACCAUCCAGACCCAUUAAAAAAAUCUCUUGCUAUUUUGUGAAAAGAAGCCAAGACUGAUCAGUGUGGCAAGAUCUCCGAGUCUGUCUCAUGACACAUCUGUGUUUAAAUUCAGGUCUGUUUUUUUUAGACCAAGCUUAUGUAUUUAUGUAUGUGAUGUGUAUAUAAUCUUUUUUUUAACCAUUUUUUUAAUAUAAGUUUCAAAAAGGGUCAUAGUGAUGAUCGUUUUGGUAAAGUUACAAAACUUGUCAUUCGACAAUGCAAUAAAACUACAAGUUUUCUGAGGCUUCCACGUCUAUCUGUAAUGGAUUGAAAAUAGUUUUGAGCUUAGUACAUGAUUCAGUACGCAUUUUAAAGUAACUGCAUUUAUAUCAAAUUCUAGGUAAAUCUUCAGAGCAUAUUUUUAUUUUGACUUUCCAAAACGGUGAUGCCCUUUCAAUGUGUCUGACCCUGAACGUGGGUCACAUUUUCAGAUCUUUAUUGAUUAUAAAAAGCACUUUACAUAAGAAAUCCAUUUUCAAUUAGCUCGGUGCAUUUUAGUUAUUGAUUAUCUAUAGUGCCGUGAGUUUUGCAAUGAUUUAAACACUUUACAUCCUUAACGUGGGCUGUUUCUUAAGUUUGCAGGUUUGUCUGGAAUGUAACUUGACCUGAUAGUCAGGCUUUUGUGGUUUGAUCCUGCUUGUUCUUGUCUUGCUGCUGUGUUUUGCCUCAGGUUUUUAGCAUAGUUGGACAAAACUAUUUAACUUUUGGAUUCGAGACGUUCAGUUUUAGGUAUAAUAACCCAUUUUAAAUAAAAAUAUGCAAUUGUUUACUUUAAUUUGUUAACCUAGAAAUGAAAAUUGUAAUUUCAAACCUAUAUGAUUUUUAUUUUUUCUUUGUAAUGGAGUUAUGUAAAAUGCAUGGAAAAAACGAUGCAUGUCCAUCACUAUCAUACAUCUAUUUUUGUGUUCCACAGAAGAAACCGAGUCCUAUAGGUUUGGAACGGGCUGAGCUUUGAGCAUUUGGUUUUAUUG